CUCCCUUGGAUACAUAUCGUUCACCAAUCUAUCUUUUCCAACAGAGCAUAGCACAUAUUGUCCAAAUCAAAUUCAACUUCACCACUCCUAUUGUACCAUUUUUGUUAUUUUAACUUUUAUUUUCUAGCAAGUUCUAGAAAUUAUAGUUGUGUUAGUUAGUUAGUUAAUACUACUAACCAACCAGUAUGACACAGUGUUUCAGUUUAACCGAAACAAGAAACUGGUGUUACCGGUCAACAUUCACCGGUGCAGGUCUCCGUUCCACAAUAACUGACCUAAAAGAUGGAACUAUAAUGCAUUGUUGGAUACCCAAAACCCGAACCGAAUCAAAACCAAACCUACUCCUAAUCCAUGGCCUUGGCGCCAAUGCUUUAUGGCAAUGGGGUCACUUCAUCCGCAGUCUAACACAGCUCUUCAAUGUAUACGUACCGGACCUUGUUUUCUUCGGAGGGUCAUACACGUCUCGACCCGAAAGAACUGAAGGAUUUCAAGCUGAGUGUGUGAUGAAGGUAAUGGAAAUGAAGUGUGUGAGGAGUGUGAGUGUUGUGGGGUUGAGUUAUGGUGGGUUUGUGGCAUAUAGUUUAGGUGUUAAGUAUAAAGAGUUUGUGGAGAAGGUUGUGAUUUGUGGUUCAGGUGUGAGUUUGGAAGAGAAGGAUAUAAAAGAUGGUUUUUUUCCUGUUUCUGAUUUGGAUGAAGCUGCUAAUAUUUUGGUGCCACAAACUCCACAAAAGCUUAGGGAACUUUUUGGAUAUGCUUUUUUUCGACCACGUCGUUUGGCUUGGUUGCCCUCUUGCUUCCUCCAUGAUUUCAUUCAUACAAUGUGCAGGGAGUAUGUACAAGAAAAAAGAGAUUUGAUCCGAGCCAUUGCAAAGGACAGAAAUCUUUCUGACCUCCCUAAGAUAUCUCAGCCUACAUUAAUUAUCUGGGGAGAACAUGAUCAAGUGUUCCCUUUGGAGCUUGGCCACAGAUUGAAAAGGCAUUUAGGGGACAAUGCUCAAAUAGUGGUGAUCAAGAAUGCAGGGCAUGCAUUUUGUGUGGAAAAGGCUAAGGAGUUCUACAAUACCUUGAAGUCCUUUCUAGUCGAUUCACAUAGCUGAGAAAUAAUUUUCUGAUCAAGUCCUAGUUCAAAUGCCAAAAGAGAAAGGAAAACAACUAUAGCGCGACUUAAGGUUCUUUGUUUUCGGUCCCUUUCAAGGCUCAUGUCUGUUUCUUAUUUUUGUUCCUAGAUCCUCUCGAUGCAUUCAUCUACACUCUAUCUCUCUCAAAAUCUUAUUCUCUCUCACUCUUUUUAGUCUUGGAUCCCCUACAGCGGCUGCAUGGCGCAGUAGUUGUGGGGAUCGUUAGAUCUGGAGAGAGAGAAUCUAACGAUCCCCAUAGUUGUUUUACGGGAUACACUCUUGCAAGUGUAGGGUGGGGUUUAAUUUUCCCUAAUAACUCUCUUUCUCUCUAUCAUCUCAGCACAUUCUCUCCAAAAUUGGACCCUCUUGGCCUGUUGCACAAUAAAGCAGCUGUAGAUGAUUCGAGUCCCAUUCUCCCCGCGAUUUUAGUUUCUUUCUUUUUCUUUUUUUCCUGCUGCAGAGGUAGAAUGGUAGGAGAGCAUUCAAAUACAAAAGGAUACUGUAAAAUGAUUGAUAUUGUUGAAAAACUUGAAAACAAAUUCUUUUUACAUUUAUCUUUAAAGUAGAUGCUCAAUAAAACAGUUCAAUGCAA
Messenger RNA from Medicago truncatula (barrel medic), 1710 nucleotides. RefSeq names its product 2-hydroxy-6-oxononadienedioate/2-hydroxy-6-oxononatrienedioate hydrolase. Bases 186 to 1097 code for a protein of 303 amino acids. The record is from RefSeq and is a predicted model, not a curated record. The transcript has 4 exons. Lineage: Eukaryota; Viridiplantae; Streptophyta; Magnoliopsida; Fabales; Fabaceae.